CUCCGGUCUUCAUUAUCAGCAGCAGCGCUCGCGCACGGUGUCCUCUGGUCCUCUCACCUUAUAUUACAUCAUUAAUACAAACAAACCGAUGUGCUGUCGUGCAUCUGCAUUGUCUACGUGACCGUUUCUGUUAUUAUACACGGUUUAAGGAAUGGGUUGCCAGAUUAACUGAUUUAUUUUUCAGCAUCCGUUUGUGUCUGGAGGGCUUUUUCUCCUUCAGGACGCGACAUCCAGGUUUUUUCUACAUCUUCAUUUGUCUGAAAAGAAACACCACUUAAUCAUCUGAAAUGGGGUAUGGACGCUCAGACAGCUACCGUGUGGCAACCACGCAGGACAAUGAUGAGAAGGAGUCUCCUAAGAAGAAGGGAGGGAAAGAUCUUGAUGACCUGAAGAAGGAGGUGCCACUGACAGAGCAUAAGAUGUCCAUUGAGGAAGUAUGCCGAAAGUUCAACACGGACAUUGUGCAGGGUCUAACUAAUGCUAAAGCAGCUGAGUAUCUGGCCCGGGAUGGUCCAAACGCACUCACUCCUCCACCCACGACCCCAGAGUGGGUUAAGUUUUGCCGCCAGCUCUUUGGGGGUUUCUCCAUCCUGCUGUGGAUUGGAGCCAUCCUCUGCUUCCUGGCCUACGCCAUCCAGGCAGCCACAGAAGACGAACCGGCUGGAGACAACUUGUAUCUGGGCAUCGUUUUGUCUGCUGUCGUGAUCAUUACCGGAUGCUUCUCCUACUUCCAGGAAGCUAAGAGCUCAAAGAUCAUGGAGUCCUUCAAAAACAUGGUGCCCCAGCAAGCAUUAGUGAUCCGUGAGGGUGAGAAACUGCAGAUUAAUGCUGAGGAGGUGGUAGCUGGAGAUUUGGUGGAGGUGAAAGGAGGAGACAGGAUCCCUGCUGACCUAAGGAUCAUCUCGGCUCAUGGAUGCAAGGUCGACAACUCCUCACUGACAGGUGAAUCAGAGCCCCAGACCAGAUCACCUGACUGCACCCAUGACAAUCCUCUAGAGACCCGCAACAUUGCUUUUUUCUCAACCAACUGUGUGGAAGGUACAGCUCGCGGCAUCGUGGUGUGUACUGGUGAUCGGACCGUAAUGGGACGCAUUGCCACACUGACCUCGGGUCUUGAGACGGGGAAAACUCCCAUCGCCAAAGAGAUAGAGCACUUCAUCCACAUCAUCACGGGCGUGGCUGUUUUCCUGGGAGUCUCCUUUUUCAUCCUAUCCAUCAUCUUAGGCUACAGCUGGCUGGAGGCCGUCAUCUUCCUCAUUGGCAUCAUUGUGGCAAAUGUCCCUGAAGGACUUCUCGCCACUGUCACUGUAUGUCUGACCCUUACAGCUAAACGCAUGGCUCGUAAGAACUGCCUGGUGAAGAACCUUGAAGCUGUUGAGACUUUGGGCUCCACUUCCACCAUCUGCUCAGAUAAGACUGGCACCCUGACACAGAACCGCAUGACUGUUGCCCAUAUGUGGUUCGACAAUCAGAUCCAUGAGGCUGACACUACUGAGGACCAGUCUGGAACAUCCUUUGAUAAAACCUCUGUGACCUGGGUGUCUCUGGCCCGCGUGGCUGCACUCUGUAAUAGGGCGGUGUUCAAGGCAGGUCAGGAGUCUCUGCCAAUUCUCAAGCGGGACGUGGCUGGUGAUGCUUCUGAAUCAGCUCUGCUAAAGUGUAUUGAGCUCUCAUGUGGCUCGGUCAAAGCCAUGAGGGACAAGAACAAGAAGGUGACUGAGAUUCCCUUCAACUCCACCAACAAGUACCAGCUUUCAGUGCAUGAGACCGAGGAGGGUGAUGAUAACCACUACAUGCUGGUGAUGAAGGGAGCACCAGAGCGUAUUCUGGAACGUUGUUCCACCAUCAUGAUGCAGGGUAAAGAGCAGCCCAUGGAUGAGGAGAUGAAAGAGGCUUUUCAGAACGCUUAUCUGGAGUUGGGAGGACUGGGAGAGAGAGUCCUGGGUUUCUGCCAUGUGUUUUUGAAUAAGGAUCAGUACCCUAAAGGCUUUGCUUUCGAUACCGAUGAUGUGAACUUCCAGACAGAUAACCUAUGCUUUGUUGGACUGAUGUCUAUGAUCGACCCUCCGCGUGCUGCUGUGCCGGAUGCUGUUGGGAAAUGCAGAUCAGCUGGAAUUAAGGUCAUCAUGGUCACUGGCGACCACCCAAUCACAGCCAAGGCCAUCGCCAAGGGAGUAGGAAUCAUCUCUGAAGGCAACGAGACAGUGGAGGACAUCGCCGCUCGUCUUAAUAUCCCCGUCAGCCAGGUUAACCCCAGGGAUGCGAAAGCAUGCGUCAUCCACGGUUCGGAUCUGAAGGAUCUGACCCAAGAGCAGAUGGAUGAAGUUCUAAAGAACCACACCGAGAUCGUCUUUGCCAGGACCUCCCCACAACAGAAGCUUAUUAUCGUAGAGGGCUGCCAGAGACAGGGUGCCAUCGUGGCCGUGACUGGUGAUGGUGUAAAUGACUCUCCUGCUCUGAAGAAGGCAGACAUCGGUGUGGCCAUGGGAAUCUCGGGCUCUGACGUCUCAAAGCAGGCAGCUGACAUGAUCCUGUUGGACGACAAUUUUGCCUCCAUUGUCACUGGUGUGGAAGAGGGGCGUCUGAUCUUCGAUAACUUAAAGAAAUCGAUCGCUUACACCUUGACAAGCAACAUUCCAGAAAUCACUCCCUUCCUGUUCUUCAUCCUGGUUAACAUUCCUCUUCCUCUCGGGACCAUCACCAUUCUGUGCAUUGACCUGGGUACUGACAUGGUCCCUGCCAUCUCCUUGGCCUAUGAAGCAGCAGAGAGUGAUAUCAUGAAGCGUCAGCCCCGUAACCCUCUGCGAGACAAACUGGUUAAUGAGCGUCUCAUCAGCAUCGCCUACGGACAGAUCGGGAUGAUUCAGGCUCUAGGAGGUUUCUUUGCCUACUUUGUGAUCAUGGCUGAGAACGGCUUCUUGCCCUCAUUGCUCGUGGGCAUUCGGCUUAACUGGGACGAUAGAUCCAACAAUGACCUGGAGGACAGCUAUGGCCAACAAUGGACCUAUGAGCAGAGGAAAAUCGUGGAGUUCACUAGUCAUACAGCUUUCUUUGUGAGCAUUGUGGUGGUUCAGUGGGCCGAUGUCAUAAUCUGCAAGACUCGUCGCAACUCUGUGUUCCAGCAGGGCAUGAAGAAUAAGAUUCUGGUCUUUGGCCUUUUUGAAGAGACAGCUUUGGCCGCCUUCCUUUCCUAUUGCCCUGGCAUGGAUGUGGCCCUUAGAAUGUACCCACUGAAGCCCAGUUGGUGGUUCUGUGCAUUUCCUUACAGCUUCUUAAUCUUUGUUUAUGAUGAAAUUAGAAAACUCAUCUUGCGCAGAAACCCAGGAGGUUGGAUUGAAAAGGAGACCUACUAUUAAAUCUUCAUCUUCUUCCUUUACUUUUCAUUCUGACCCUAUUUGCCUACACAGUUCACAGUUUCUCUCUCUCUCUCUCUCUCUCUCUCUCUCCCCCAAGAGAAUAAGCAAAACCAUAAUAACACCCUGUCCUAUUACCUUCUUUCUAGUAAUAAAGUAAAUUAAGAAAAAGAUGCCAAUAAUGUGUGAAACCCAACAGUGAUAGAGAGAAUGAGAUUGUGCUCUUUUCUCUUCCUUCACUCUCUUUCUUUUACUGUGACUGAAACACUACCGCUGAUUUUUUUUGACAGUCUCUUCUUCUCUGUGCUGUUUAUUGAAAACAUUCAACACUGUCAAUGUUGUACUGAAUACUAGUGACACUGAUGAUUCCUGUCGUAAUUCAAGUCGUGACCAACUUAGGACACACAUGUCCUGUGCACACACUGCCAUUUAUUUUUACCCCUUAGACGCCCUGUUUGUCCUCCUUCACUCUCUCUUUUAAUCUCUCUCCCACCUCCUUCUCUACAACCUUCUUGUUUUCUCUGCUGAAAUAUAAGUGUAAUGAAACAGCUACUGCCUUUCAGUCGUCAAAAGAAAUGAUGACUCUCUGGUCUAUUAACUGCUCCCAACCCUGCGGCCUCUCUCUUUCUGCCACUGUGUUGUUGUUGUUUUGUUAUUUUUCUGUUCAGAGUUGCUCUGAGUGCUGUCUUUUUUUUCCCUUCUUACAUGACAAGCACACUGCCAUCAUUUCGAUCCCAACUCACCUCCUCCUGCUCUGACCUAAUGUCCCUCUCUGUCUGUAUGUUUGUGUGUGAUUACCCACAAGUCCCUGCACCUCUUUCACCUCUCCUUCUCUCCUUUCAAGAAACGACGAAAAUACAGGCUUUGUGUGUUUUAGGAAUCCAGUUUCAUUCUUUAAAAUAAGUGAGGAAAAUAUAUGAAAAAAAUAAAUAAGGCUAUGUACCUUACCUUCAAAAGAGCAGAAAGAAAAUGAAAUAAAAAAGAAGAACCUUC
Messenger RNA from Tachysurus vachellii, 4346 nucleotides. RefSeq names its product ATPase Na+/K+ transporting subunit alpha 3a (gene atp1a3a). Gene Ontology annotation, biological process: potassium ion import across plasma membrane; proton transmembrane transport; intracellular sodium ion homeostasis. Gene Ontology annotation, molecular function: ATP binding; ATP hydrolysis activity; P-type sodium:potassium-exchanging transporter activity. The coding region runs from base 288 to 3356 and encodes 1022 amino acids. The record is from RefSeq and is a predicted model, not a curated record. NCBI's taxonomy places the organism in Eukaryota, Metazoa, Chordata, Actinopteri, Siluriformes, Bagridae. The transcript is spliced from 21 exons. Gene Ontology annotation, cellular component: membrane.